AUGCGUGUUCUUUUCCUCGUUGCUCUUAUCGCCGUGGUGGCCGUGGCUGCUGCCCAGAGAGGUUCCGGCGGACAAGGCGGACAGGGUGGACAAGGAGGAUCUGGAGGACAGCAGGGUGGCCAGCAAGGAGGACCACAGGGAGGACAGCAGGGAGGCCAGCAAGGAGGCCAGCAGGGAGGCCAGCAAGGAGGCCAGCAGGGAGGACAGCAGGGCGGCCACGGAGGACCUCAGGGUGGACCACCACAGGGCGGCAACAGCUCCGACUCUAGCUCCAGCUCCGAGGAGGACUCCAGCGAGGCCUCUGCCUAA
Messenger RNA from Drosophila ananassae, 309 nucleotides. Its product is annotated as heterogeneous nuclear ribonucleoprotein A1. NCBI's taxonomy places the organism in Eukaryota, Metazoa, Arthropoda, Insecta, Diptera, Drosophilidae. Bases 1 to 309 code for a protein of 102 amino acids. The transcript has a single exon. The record is from RefSeq and is a predicted model, not a curated record.